Molecule: messenger RNA, 907 nt
Organism: Phragmites australis (common reed)
Lineage: Eukaryota; Viridiplantae; Streptophyta; Magnoliopsida; Poales; Poaceae
Exons: 1
Coding region: 209-664 (151 amino acids)
Source: RefSeq, a predicted model, not a curated record
UAAACCCCAACCGGCAACCGUUCCCUUCUCCUUCCCUCGCCGACUCGGAAUCCGCUGACCCAACCCUCCCCCUAUAAAUCCCGACCCUCCCCCGCUCUCCAAUCCCACCACCACCGCACUGCCUUCCAACUUCCCGAAAUCCCGAUCCAAUCCCCGACGAGAGUACCCGGCUCGGUUGGUUGUGUUGUUUGUUCGGUUCAACAAGUCGAUGGGGUCGCAGGCGAUCGAGGCGCACCGUGCGGGCGCGGAGGUGUACCACGGCGCGGCGCUGUGCGCGGAGAAGUCGACGGAGCUGCUGGCUGAGGUGAACCUCCCACUGGGCCUGCUCCCGCUGGCGGAUGUGGAGGAGGUGGGCUACAACCGCGCCACGGGCUUCGUGUGGUUGCGCCAGAAGAAGGCCCUCACGCACACCUUCAAGCAGAUCGGGCGCCAGGUCUCCUACGCCGCCGAGGUAACCGCCUUUGUCGAGGACCGCCGGAUGAAGCGCGUGACCGGGGUCAAGACCAAGGAGCUCCUCAUCUGGGUCGCUCUCUCCGGCAUGUUCGUCGAGAAGGACGACCACUCCAAGAUCACCUUCAAGACGCCCACCGGGCUCGGGAGGACCUUCCCCGUUUCCGCCUUCGGCAAGGAGGACGCCGCCGUCAACAGUAAGGCCAACAAAUAAGGAGGCGACGUGGAGAGUUAUGGCUAACUACGUGCUUAUGACUAGUAAUUGCUAUACUAUUCGUUCUAAAUAAUGAAGUUUGUACUACUUAGCUUUUAAUUCGUGUGUUCUAUGAAACGGGAAUCAUGCAAAUCUUGUAACCGUACAACGGGACCGUUUGGAAGAGAUCCGGCUGUAAGAAUUUUGGACUCAGUAUUCUUAGCUUUAUGAAUUUAUGUAAUUAGAGUUAUGAAUACACUGGUA